Messenger RNA from Saccostrea cuccullata (small rock oyster), 1871 nucleotides. RefSeq lists its product as uncharacterized. The transcript is spliced from 2 exons. The record is from RefSeq and is a predicted model, not a curated record. The coding region runs from base 95 to 1735 and encodes 546 amino acids. Gene Ontology annotation, molecular function: ubiquitin protein ligase activity; zinc ion binding. NCBI's taxonomy places the organism in Eukaryota, Metazoa, Mollusca, Bivalvia, Ostreida, Ostreidae.
GUGUUUUAGCAGGAAGUAAAUAUUACACGACUGGAUACACGUAAUAUAUUAAAAAUGGGCGUCACCUAUCAUGACUGAGUUGUGAUCAGCAGUCAUGGAUCAAGUACCAGAUAAAGCCCAGCAUUAUGUGGAGUGUGACACAAAAUCCUGUAGAAACUCCUCAAAGUUUUACUGCAAUACCUGUCAUGAGCGACUCUGUGACAAAUGCAAACAGCGUCAUCUAGAGCAGAACAAUGGACAUGAGAUCGUCCUUUAUCAGGAGAGGAAAAGAAAACUACCUUCAGAGAAAUGCCGGAUCCACCCCACACAAGAUGUAGAUAUUUACUGUAAAGUUUGUCAGGAUCCUCUUUGUUCUACAUGCUUUAACCAAGACCACAGUGAUCAUGAUAUAUGUGAACUUGAAACCAUCUACAAUGACCUUUUACAGCAAUGUCAGAAGGAAAUAACUGAGAUCUGGAAAACAAUCAUUCCUAAAGCUAAUUAUAAUGUUGGAUCAAUUGGGGAAAAGAGAGAAAAUGUCAAGAAAGAAAUUGCCGAGUUUAGAGUUUCCAUGCAGAAGAGAGCAGAUGAGCUGAAGAUGGCUGUUGAUAGUAUACUAACUGAUAAUAAUAAAAAACUUGAUGAGAUCGAGAAAUGUGUCCUGAAUGAUAUGAUGGAACAGCAGAAUGAAACAAAGGACUAUAUAGAAUACCUGGAAAAAAUGAUUUCAGACUACGAGAGUAAAAUGUCUUCAAUAAAACACAAUGAACUCAUGAAAUUACAUUUAGACAUUUCAUUGGCUACCCUGAAGAUACCUAACAAAGUUACACACGAAUUGCCAAUUUUAACAUUAGGUAAACUAAAUAAGGAAGAAAUAGCCAAUCAGUUUGGUGAAAUAGAAGUAGAUUUAUCAGAAAGGUUUAAACUUUCCUCUGUCACAAAAGUAAGUGAAAAAACUAUCCAAAGCACAGGAAUCUGUCAUUUGUCUUUCUUACCCCCUAACAUAUUUUGGACCAGUGAUAACUUUGGAAAUCUCAUUCAGUAUGAUAUGGAAGGAAACAUCCUGCAUUAUAUAUCCACCAGUAUGUUGUAUGUUCAAGGUUUCCAUACGUUCACCACAGAAGGAGAACUUCUUUACACAGAUUACAGUGAGAAAUCUGUCAACAGAGUAACUAGUGACAUGUCCACUAACACGCUUAUUCAGACAGGGAGCUGGAGACCUGGAGCUAUCUACUCCUCUCAUAUCAAUGGACACAUAUUGGUCGGGAUGGAGAGAAAGUCAAGCCGGAAAAUAACCAGAUACAACAAAGAAGGAAAGAAGUUACAGGACAUACAGUGGGAUGAUAAAGGACAAAGUCUCUUUCAAAGUAUACACUACAUCACAGAGAAUAUCAAUGGUGACAUCUGUGCUUCAGAUGCUGGUAAGGUUGUGGUGGUGAAUGCAUCAGGGGAGUAUAAUUUCUCUUACACUGAUCAUCAGUCUCGGGAUGGAUUCUGGCCCUAUGGAAUCUGUACAGAUGUUCUGGGACACAUUUUGGUGUCUAAUAGCUAUUAUUCAUUAACCAUGUUAACGAAUUUCUCCAGUGUCUAUCUGUUGGACAUCAAAGGACAGUUUCUUACUCUCCUAUUGACACCAGAACGAUGUCCUCCAGAUCCCCGUGCUCUCUGUAUUGAUGAUCAACACAAUCUAUGGGUUGGAGGAUGGCGCAGUUCUACUGUCUUUGUGUACAAGUAUUUGCAGAACACAACCCUAUGAACUGUAGCUCUCCAAAAACUAUAUUGAGCUCCAGUUCCAUCCACUGAAAAAAGUGUACUAUAUAUUAAUUACUUAUUACACACAAAAAUGUGCACUGUUUUUUCUAUUUAUUUCUCCAUGUUUUUAAAACUGCAAU